Messenger RNA from Labrus mixtus (cuckoo wrasse), 1039 nucleotides. RefSeq names its product protachykinin. The record is from RefSeq and is a predicted model, not a curated record. Lineage: Eukaryota; Metazoa; Chordata; Actinopteri; Labriformes; Labridae. The transcript is spliced from 5 exons. The coding region runs from base 548 to 841 and encodes 97 amino acids.
AAGUAUUUGAAACGCCUUUUAAAAUGUUGUUUUUUGUCAUUGAUUGUUUGAAUUUUAUUGUGUUAAAUGGACUAUAUUUGAAUUUUUUAAUGAAUGACCAAAAUAAAAAAAUAUAUACAGACUUCAUAAAAUACCGGAGAAGGAGAUUGGAGAUGCAGGUUUGUCUGGUGAAUUUAUCAGCUGCUAAUGAUAAAUAUUUGGUCCAGUGUUAUCUCCCCCAAAGGUCCAGCGCAUGAGAGGAGAAUAUUUUUCAUAAUUGAUGUCGAAAUGAAGCCUCGUGACUCACAGAUUAUAAUCACCGAAGAGGACCGACAUCAUCCACUCCAUCAGUGCGUAAAAACCCCGCAAAGUGCGCAAACGGACCAUUGAAGCAUCAAUAGGGAACGACUGUUCUCUGCUCUGCAUCAACUCAAAUAAUACAACAGCGAGCUGUUUACUACCUGCACACAAAUAGUUAUUAUAUUUAGUCCACGCAGGAAGGUUUCAGCUUUCAUAUUUUUACGCAGAGGACUUUGGAUGAAAUUACGCACGGGUUCUUUAGGCAUUGAUGGAGCUCGUUAAACUUAUUCUAAUAGCUGCGCUGCUUCUUACAAAUGUCUGCAGUCGAGACGUGGAUGUUGAUAACUGGAGAGAAGGCUUCGAGGAGAACAAAUGGCCAAACUCUGGAGGAGUUCAGGAUGUCUUAGGAAGGAUGGCCAGAAAACUGGGACCACGCCAAUAUCUAGGACUCUUGGGGAAGAAAGAAUUCGCGAAAACGCAGACAGCACGUAAACGGCAUAAAUUUCAAACCUUCGUUGGUCUGAUGGGUAAAAGGGGAUUUGAGGAUCAAGGAACCUUUUGAGCUGCGAACAAGACUGAAGAUCCAUGUCUUAUUUAUUCAUUUUACUUUGUUUAAUUUCAUUUUUUUGACGGGUCUGUUUGUGAUUCUUUCAUAACAUGUCAAAUGUAACAAAUUGAAACUGUCUCCAAUGCUUAGAUAUGAGAAACAGCGCCAUCUAGCGUUUGAAUAAAAUGUUGAAAACUGUAAUUUGUAAAUGCA